GUUUUUGUUUUAAUGGUGGUGGUCGUUUUCAUGUUCCCGGAACUCAUUAAUUAGGACCCACACUUUAAAACGCUGCCUUGCCUGCCGGCGCUGCGCGUUCGAGCCCCUUCCCCUUUCUAGCCACAGGAAUGGUGGUGACUGAGAGGCCGUCAGCUUCUGGGGGCACCAGGCGCCUCCCACUGAAGCCAAUGGCCAAACUUUCGUGGAUUUGAAUGGAGCCGGCUCGCACCCACCCGCAGCCUCCGCUGGGUAAACACACGCGUGGGGCGUGCCAGCACCUUCUACGUCUCUGGAUGCCUGACCGGGCGCCCCUGUUGGAGAGCUGGACUUGGGCGCUAAGGGGGGGCGCGGAGUUGCGCUGGCCAGCCAUGCUUAGAGGCGGGAAGAGGCUUUGGGGGACCGGAGCCCCCGCCGCCCGCCGCUGAAUCUUGAUGCAAGAGAGUCGUCGUAUUCGGCGAGAGACGGUCACGGACCCCACCGGCAGCCCCCUUUCAUUCCCCUGCUGACACCAGUUCUUGGCCGGGGCAACGCGCUCCCUCCGCUUGGAGGAGUUGCCUAUGGCUCUCAACUUUUGGCACAUACACUGGCUGUUAAAGGACAUGAUUCAAAGUGUCCCACAUCAAGCAGCACACAUCAAGGGAUCCUUUCCACAUGGUAGUUGAUGGCAAUGGCCUUUUGAAGAGAUAAAAGGAAUAACUUCAACUCAAUGCAAAGUCCUGGAAGUUCUAAAGAGUUUGAGACAAGAGUCCUUCAUGAAUCAAAUUCUCCCCUAUGGGAACUUUGCCCACCUUAUGGUCCCAUCUUACAGUCCAAUCUCUGCCAGAUAUUCAUCUGGAAGGAACAAGAGAAAGGAAGCAUUAUCAGUUGUAAGUGAAGAUCAGUCUUUGUUCGAGUGUGCCUACGGGACUCCCCAUCUUGCUAAGUCAGAGAUGACAGCUUCUUCUUCCAGUGAAUAUGGGCAAACAUCAAAAAUGAGUCCACGUAUCCCCCAACAGGACUGGUUAUCCCAGCCUCCAGCCAGAGUCACCAUAAAAAUGGAAUGCACCCCAAAUCAAGUGAAUGGCUCAAGGACUUCCCCUGACAACUGUAGUGUGACAAAAAGUGGAAAGAUGACUAAUAACACUGAAAAUGUUGGCAUGAACUAUGGAAACUAUAUGGAAGAAAAGCACAUCCCUCCACCGAAUAUGACCACCAAUGAACGAAGAGUUAUUGUUCCAGCAGAUCCUACAUUGUGGAGCACAGACCAUGUACGCCAAUGGCUAGAAUGGGCUGUCAAGGAAUAUGGCCUCCCAGAUGUGGACAUCAUGCUAUUUCAAGAUAUUGACGGAAAGGAGUUGUGUAAGAUGACCAAAGAUGACUUCCAGAGGCUCACACCAAGCUACAAUGCAGAUAUUCUUCUUUCACACUUACACUACCUCAGAGAAACUCCUCUUCCACAUUUGACUUCAGAUGAUGUUGAUAAGGCUUUACAAAACUCUCCACGGUUAAUGCAUGCUAGAAAUACAGGAGGUGCAGCAUUUAUUUUUCCAAAUACUUCAGUUUAUCCUGAAGCAACACAAAGAAUUACCACCAGGCCAGAUAUGCCUUAUGAACCAGCCAGAAGAUCAGCAUGGACAAGUCAUGGUCAUCCUGCUCCUCAAUCAAAAGCUGCUCAAGCAUCAUCUUCAGCUGUGACCAAAACAGAAGACCAGCGUCCUCAAUUGGAUCCUUAUCAAAUUCUUGGUCCAACAAGCAGUCGUCUUGCAAAUCCAGGGAGUGGGCAGAUACAGCUGUGGCAGUUUUUGUUGGAGCUUCUGUCAGAUAGCUCCAAUUCUAAUUGCAUCACCUGGGAAGGUACCAAUGGAGAGUUCAAGAUGACUGACCCUGAUGAAGUUGCACGGCGCUGGGGGGAAAGGAAGAGCAAACCCAAUAUGAACUAUGACAAGCUCAGUCGUGCUCUUCGUUAUUAUUAUGACAAAAAUAUAAUGACUAAAGUCCAUGGUAAACGUUAUGCCUACAAAUUUGACUUCCAUGGAAUUGCUCAAGCCCUUCAGCCACAUCCUCCAGAAUCAUCCAUAUAUAAAUAUCCAUCAGACCUGCCCUACAUGAGUUCCUAUCAUGCACACCCUCAGAAAAUGAACUUUGUUGCUCCUCAUGCUCCUGCUUUGCCUGUUACUUCCUCCAACUUUUUUGCUGGACCCAGUCCUUACUGGAAUUCACCAACUGGAAGCAUCUAUCCCAACACUAGGCUCCCAACCACUCAUAUGCCUUCUCACCUUGGCACUUACUACUAAAGAGGAAAGAAUAUUUUAAAGGGUAUGUUUUCCUGGAAUACAAGGAAUUAGAACCAGCAAAUCUGAACAAAAUGUGCCUGAAAGACUGAUAAUACUGACUAGGAUAUAAAACAAACUUUUUUAUACAGAGAUAUUAAAAAGUGUAAAGAUGCUACUAAAUAUGUUGACAUCAAGUCUAAACAUGAAAGAAGGAAAUACAUAUUUAGGUAAAAUUUUGUGAUAAUAACUAAAACAUGGGACCAGAAGAAAUGUAUAAGAUUACUAUGUCUUUUUUCAUAUCACAGUAAAGUAAUACAAGGAUAUUCUAUUACGAACUUGGAUGCAAUACAUGAAUAUAUAAAUGCAUAAAAAAAACUUAACUAUUUUUUUAACAAAAAAACAAAUAUGUAAAAAGCGGGACAAAUUUAUUUCUCGAGGAGACCAUGUUGUGGUUGGAAUAAAAUGGACUGUAUUCCAUCAAGAGGGAGGGAUGAGAUAUUUCAAAACUGUGAACACAAUACAAGUUAAAGUGUGUUGAUAAUGUUACAGAGCUCUGAGCCAAACAUUGGGUUUGAGAAUGUGCUAAGGGCAAGUGUAUGAUUGUAGACUAAGGGUUCAAAUGUCAGGAAGUUUUCCUAUGCAGACCCUGUUGCAAUAAAUAGGAGCUCACGAGAGCACUAUUAAAACCCUGUGUCUGAUCAAUGUAGAGGAAAGGAAUAGGAGAACAUGGGGUGAUGAAGAUGAAGGAAAAGGUAUUUCUGUUAAAGAGGGAGAAACUGACAGUUUUUGAAGAAGUAUUUGCUUGGACAUGACAAAUACCAUAGUAUGUAUUAAGCCAUUUUCAGUAUUAUCAAAGAAAAAAACAAAGCCUUUAUUUGUAAGUCAAAAGAGGGAGAAAUAGUGGUAAUCAAAGUAUGCAUCUCUCUAUAAAGAUAUUAAACUGGAAUUGUGUGCUAUUUAAAAUAACACUUCAAACCUCAUUCUUCUUAAGGGAAGUUGUUGUCUACUUAGUUGAAAAGGACAAAACCCAAUUGCCAGUAGACAUAUUUGUUAGGCAGCGCCAGUUUUUCUUUCCGAGUCGCGAACGCUGUGCGUUUGUCAGAAUGAAUUAUACAAUCAGUGUUAUUUUUUCUUUUGAUAUAAUAAUUAUAUAACUUAUGCAUUUAUACACUACGAGUUGAUCUCGGCCAACCAAAGACAUAAAAAAAUGACAAUCAGAAAUACUAUGGCCUUGAAUUUUAACUCUGUAUGCUUCAUGUUUACAUUAUGAAUUUAACUAGUUCUUAGAAAGCAGAAUGUAUGUAAUAAAAUAAGCUUGGCCUAGCAUGGCAAUUCAGAUUCUCACUGUUGUCUAAAUUUUCAUCUUUUUGAAAGUAAUGAGUAAAAAUAAAUCUUUUUAAAAAUUCUUUAUAAACUUGAAAUACUGUUUAAAAAUGAAAUGAAAGAAAUUAGAACAUACGUACUUUUACUUCACCUGUUAAAAAUUCAGAUUUAACGGUAAUUAUUACAAUUUGGCAAACCAAAUGAGAAUGCUCUUCAGACUAGAUGGUGGAAUUGUCAGGAGGUCUGAAAGGGCAUUUGGUUAUUGCAGAAUUUCUGAUGUGCUUCUCUUGUUAAUGUUGAUCUGGAAAUUUGAAAAUAUUCAUAAUCCUAAAAUUUUGUUUAUAUAUAAAUCUAGAGCAAAGUUUUCCAUUCCUUUAUAUGGAUUGCUGCCUAUUGCAUCACAUUAAUUUUCAGUGUGUUAAUAUCAUGUCAAAUAUCAAUGAUAGUAAGGAAGAUUAAAUGAUAAUUAGCAGGGAGAACAAGAAUAAGAAAAGGCUAUAUAUUUGGUAUAUCUCUUAUUUCUACCUUAAAGAACUGCAGCCAAAGCACUUCUACCUUCCUUAUUGACACAUAUUACUUUAGCUUCCUGCUUCCUUGUUCAACAAGACAACUUUCUCUGCCUCUCACCAGUAUUAUACUGUAUAAUAACUCUGUUCCAUUCUCUGUUUUUAAAAUGUAUUUAUCUAUAUUUUCCAUUGGCACAAGGAACCUAAAUAAAAUUAUGGCCAAUUUUAAAAUAUA
Molecule: messenger RNA, 4316 nt
Organism: Pseudonaja textilis
Lineage: Eukaryota; Metazoa; Chordata; Lepidosauria; Squamata; Elapidae
Source: RefSeq, a predicted model, not a curated record